Rubroshorea leprosula is the source of this 547-nucleotide messenger RNA. Lineage: Eukaryota; Viridiplantae; Streptophyta; Magnoliopsida; Malvales; Dipterocarpaceae. The record is from the annotation of a GenBank genome assembly.
CAAAUGUAAAACAGAAUGAAGGAUUUUCCUGGUCCUCUCUGCAGGAUCAGUUAAUGGACUGAUUAUGAAAACUGAUGCCAAUUACGAAAAAAUUAACACAUAAUGACCAGUAUAAAACAUGUGAACCUUCUUUGAUAUAUUAUAUAUGUAUUUUUCUUGAGUAAAAGUUGUACAUCAAUCUCUUUUGGUACUCUUGAUUUUUGUUGUUGGAGUUUGGGGUUUUGCUUUGCUUUUGGGAGGGAAGCUCCAUUGUAGAAACGAUUCCACAUGCAGCUUUCGUUUUACCUCAGUACCAAAAUGAUCAAAGAAAUCAAUAGUUUGAUUCUCCCAAGUCUUUCAGGUAUCUUCAUAUGUCAGCUAUCAUUCAAGAAGAACAUAAGGUAGAGAGUUGUUUUGAUAAGGACUCCUUACAUGCCAUUUAAGGAGGAUGCAUCUUUUGGCAUCUGUUGAAGUGAGCGUUGGAGUUGUUAAAUCAAGCUUCCCCUUGUUAGUCAGUGUCUUAAAUAACAAAGAGAAAUGGUGGCUUAAAUAUAUAAAAAAUCAACUU